ACGGAGCAGCUACACACGCACACGCACACGCACACGCACACACACAGACACACGCAAAUUGCCCCAGGUCGCCGUGAAGACUCGGGCGCGAGCCUCCGCCUGGCCGCGCCCAGGACACCCUGCCCUCCACGCCUCCCCUCCGGGAAGGGGCUGCCGGGAGGUGGGUGCACAGGGGCCACGAGAGAAGAGAGGAGCUGCCGGGCCCCGACCGCCACGAUGCGGCAGGCGAGAGGCGUGGCAGAGCGGCCGCGGCAGGUCCGAGGGCAGCGGCCUCUUCUGGCCCCCGCGGAGAGAGCCAGUGAGACAGACAGAUUAUUGAACGCCUCGAUACACACAUACGCCGAGGGGUUCGCGAGAGCUCCGCCCGGGUGCGAUGGCCGGCGGCGACAUGUCCCAGCGCGGGGGGGCGCCCGCUGCAGCACCGCGGCGCGCAGCGAGGGCCCCCUGGCCAGGGAGGGCGCACCUGCCGCUCGGGCGGCGGCGGCCUAACUGGAGGACGUUGACACGGCACAAUAUUUCCUCGAAGGCCCCGAGGCAGAACGUGACCACUUGCAGCCUCCGGGCUGACCUCGCGCAACGUGUGGCCGCCACGCGCUGUCUGAUUCUCUCCGCUAGGGCCGUCAUUCCAGGUGCCGGGAUGCGACGGGCGGCGAACGUAGCCUGUAUCCACGCCCUGGACGCCAGGGGGCGCGAUCCCGCGGAUACGCGGUCGCACGGGUGCGCCCCUGCGCGGGAGCAUGCGCGAGAAGACGCCCCGUGCCCGCGCCGUGUCGCGGCCCAGGGGCCCCGCCCGCGAGGCCGUGGAUACGGGUAUGUUGACAUGUCUUUCGCCCAGGAGUGGAAGCCCACGCCGUCGGAGCUCCGUGGUGAAGAUGGCUCGACGCCAGCGGGCGCUGCCACCGGGCCCGCAGCAGCUGCUGUCCGUGCCAAUGUCUGCCGCCCUCGAGCGGCGGCCCCGCGUGCGCGGGUCGCCCUGGGGCGGUGUGUGCUGCCGAGAGGGCCGGAGGGCAGGGAGAGGCCGGACAGAGACAAGGGAAGAAGAUGAGGGGAGGAGAGAAGCCGAGUCGUCAAAAGGCACCCUCUCAAGCGCGCAACCGCCAUCUCUGGCGACGUCCAGGUCCGAUGGAGCUG
Molecule: messenger RNA, 1131 nt
Organism: Prorocentrum cordatum
Lineage: Eukaryota; Dinophyceae; Prorocentrales; Prorocentraceae
Source: the annotation of a GenBank genome assembly